AACAGAAAAUGUAUUAUUAAUAAUAUAGAUUAGUGUUACCUAAUUGUUGAUUAUAAUUACCUUUAAUGAUACGAGUACAAUUUAUCACGGAUAUUAAUCUAGUUUUUAUAUAUAAAAAAUGAAGUUAUAAACAUUUUAAAACAUCGUACCGUAAAAAGUCAAAGAAAAAAAAAAAGAAAAAUUAGACAAAGACAGUACCAGAUAAAUUUAUAUUUUCUCAAUGAAAUAUCAACCUUCGUUAACUAUUUAACCAUCAUUCCCUCAGCCGCCAACUCUCAAAACCAAUUCUCCCUCAGAGCUGCGACCACCGAUUAUCGUCCGGCAGCGAACCUGCACAAACACCAAGAUAAAAUUAGUUUGAAAGUUUUGAAAGCAUUACUUCAUAAAUAGACUCAAAUUUGGGAUAUCGCAUUUCUUUCACUACAAUGGCGGCGCGUGGGAAAGGAACUGUGACAUCACUAUCUUCAAUGUUCCCUGCUGAGGAAGCUCACAAAGCCGCCAAACUCGUCAACGACACGAUUUCCGACAAGCUCAAAGAACUCGACAACCUCCGUGGCUUUGUCGCUGACAAUACUAACCUCAUCAACCUUGUACAACGCCUUCCCGAUGAACUUCAUCACGAUAUUCAGGUUCCAUUUGGGAAGGCAGCAUUUUUUCCGGGUCGUUUGGUUCAUACUAAUGAAUUUCUGGUUCUCCUAGGAGAGAAUUAUUUCACGGAUAGAACCGCCAAACAAACUGUUGACAUUCUUAAAAGAAGAGGGCAGGCAUUGGAGUCACAAGUUGGAUCUGUUAAGGCUGUGGUUGAAGAUCUCAAAGCCAAGGCCUCAUUUUUUGAUAGAACUGCUGCUGAAUCUGAGGAGGGUCUUGUGGAGAUCAGAGAAGAGUUAAGUGAUGUUGAAGAUGCUGGUGGAAGCCCAGAAAAGGCAGAGGCUGCUAGUGUGUGUGAAGUUGGUAAUCGUAGUAGACCUGGGGCAGUUGAUGAUGAAGAAUAUGCUCGUAUCAUGUCUAGGUUGGAUGAACUUGAGAAAGAAGAACUUGAGGAUGAAGAAGAUACUGAAGAGCUUGGAGAUGUUACAAGUGAUGAAAACUUCAAUAACUUGGACCAGGAGCAAUCUAAAGACCAUCAUCAUGCCAAAGUACUCUCGGACAGAAAUACUCUACCAAAUGAUGCCGAUAACUUAAUUCAUGAAAGUUUGAGUUUGCAAUCUACGCAUAAAGAUGAAUCCUCACGUGGCAAAAAUUUGCUGCAAAAUCUUGUUGAAAGAUCGACAGAGGAAGAUUAUGCCCCUCCUGUGAUGAAGACAAGUAUUCCAUUUGAGUCCAAGUCAAAAUCUGAGAUAUGUGUUCCAACGCCUAAACCAGAUGCUAGCAAUCGAUUGUCUAGAGACUCUAGACCCAAUACAGAUAGUCUCAAGGCCUUCACUGGCUCUAUCAUAGAGCGGACAGAUGAUUUGCAAAUUUCUCCAGAUAAAGAAACUAUUGAUCAGCUACCUAAUCCUCAGCCUUCAAAGCCGUUAUCCAGAUUCAAGAUGCAGAGGAGGGCUGUUUAGAUUUGAAUCAUGCAGAUAUCCUAGGUAUUAGUGUAAAUUGUAGAGGAUACAAUGUGUCAAUGUGGUAUCUAUUCUAGCCAAGAUUGGCAUCACUUUGAAGUUAGUAAUGUUGACUUGUUAUGUUGAGAAGCAAAUUUUGUCAGAUGUAAUAUCUGCUUGUCUUGGAUCUUGACUGUAUUGAUUCCUAAAUUGUUGACUUGGAAAACUGUUUCUUUUGCUUAGAAUACUCCAUGUAAAGAGUAAAGACGUAAAGUUUGGAGUACUUGGUACUCGGUGUGAUUUUGUGAUGUUUAGAAAAAGAUUAGUUGUUACAUAUAGAAAUGAUUUAUAAUCCUAACUUUUAUGA
Messenger RNA from Chenopodium quinoa (quinoa), 1896 nucleotides. RefSeq names its product RNA polymerase II subunit 5-mediating protein homolog. Gene Ontology annotation, molecular function: transcription corepressor activity; chromatin binding; phosphatase inhibitor activity. Lineage: Eukaryota; Viridiplantae; Streptophyta; Magnoliopsida; Caryophyllales; Amaranthaceae. The record is from RefSeq and is a predicted model, not a curated record. Gene Ontology annotation, biological process: negative regulation of phosphatase activity; negative regulation of transcription by RNA polymerase II. The coding region runs from base 426 to 1550 and encodes 374 amino acids. The transcript has 11 exons.